AUGUAUCCGCCUUUUGAUUACUUCGAGCAUCGCCGCGCCUGCGUGAUCAAGCAGCGCCAGCGUGAUGCGCGAUUCGAGUCCCUCCCAGACACAUACAAGGGCCCCCUGACGUCGCAGCAACGGGCCAUUCUCGAUGCGCCGAUUGCGUCUCUCGUCAACGACGUGCACAACGGCACCGUGUCACCUGUCGACAUCCUGCGCACCUAUGGCAAGACAGCCACGGUCGCGCAGCAACGAACCAACUGCGUGACGGAACUACUCCUCCCCGAGGCGGAAUCGUGGGCGAAGAACGACGUGGACCUCAAGGGACCGCUGGCCGGCAUACCUGUGUCGUUGAAGGACAGUAUCGCGGUGGGAGGCUUUGACGUGUCGGUGGGCUAUUCGCGCCACGUCUUCAAGCCGUACCCUGAGGAUGGGAUCAUGGUCAAGCUCCUGAAGCGAGCUGGAGCGAUCCCCCAUGCGAAGACGGCCUUGCCCAUCACCCUCCUUUCCUUCGAAUCGGCCAACGACCUGUGGGGGGUCUGCAAGAAUCCACACAACCCGAAAUACUCGCCUGGCGGCAGCACCGGUGGUGAAGGAGCUCUCCUGGCGCUCAACGGGUCCAGAAUCGGCAUUGGAUCGGACGUGGCAGGCUCGGUCCGCGCGCCUGCGGCGUGGUCGGGCAUCAACUCGCUCCGCUGCAGUACCGGCCGCUGGCCCAAGAUGGGCAUGAACACAUCGAUGCCCGGCCAGGAGGGGAUCCCGUCCGUGUUCUCGCCCAUGGCCCGCACCCUGGAUGACCUGACGUACUUCACCAAAUCGUUCAUCCAGAUGAAACCCUGGGAAGUCGACUACACGGUGCACCCGCUCCCGUGGCGCCAAGAGGUGUACGACGCGACCUCGCAGUCGAAGCGUCUGCGCGUCGGGCUCAUGAGCACCGACGGCGUCUGCCGCCCCUCGCCGGCCAUUGCGCGAGGAGUCGAGCUCACAGCGGACGCCCUGCGCAGCGCUGGCCACGAAGUCGUCAACAUCGCCGUCCCGACGUUCCCAGCGACCGCGACACCCGCUCAGGCUCUGCAGAUCGGAUCCGUGCUGCUCUGUGCCGACGGCGGCAAGACGUACCGCUCGUUCUUCCGCACGGGAGAGUCCAACGACCCCGGCGCAGCCCAGAUAAAUUUCUACAUGUCGCUGCCGCGACCGGUCAAGUAUCUCUGGUAUCUCUGGACGCGCUACGUGAAGCGCGACCCGCUCUGGGCUUCGCUGCUGCGCUACUUCCACCCCCUGUCCGCCGUCGAGCAGUGGAAAUGGGUCGCCAAGCGCGAGGCCUUCCGCGCCACCUGGUUCGACUGGUGGGACGCGCCCGCCCAGCAGUUCGACUUCAUCCUGUGUCCCGCCAACGCCACGCCCGCGCUGCCGCACAAGGCCAUGCACGACGCCUUCUCCAGCUGCGGCUACACCUUCCUGUGGAACCUGCUCGACUACACCGCCGGCAUUGUGCCCGUGACCAAGGUCGACCCCAUCAAGGACCAACUAUCCACAAACUUCAAGCCUGCCAACGGCGUCGAACAGGGCGCCUUCAAGCACUACGACGGCGCCAAGAUGGCCGGCCUGCCCUGUGCCGUGCAGGUCGUGGGCCGCCGCCUCACCGAGGAAAAGGUGCUCGCUUACAUGAAGAUCGUCGAGGACGCGUUGCGCGCCAGCGGCACCGUCUACCAGCAUCUCGACGUCGAGGCCCUGCCGGAACUCCAUGACGUCGAGUCCCAGAAGACUAAAGUCUCCGUGGAUCCGAAGAGGAUCUGGUAA
Capronia coronata CBS 617.96 is the source of this 1782-nucleotide messenger RNA. RefSeq lists its product as uncharacterized. Bases 1 to 1782 code for a protein of 593 amino acids. The transcript has 2 exons. The record is from RefSeq and is a predicted model, not a curated record. Lineage: Eukaryota; Fungi; Ascomycota; Eurotiomycetes; Chaetothyriales; Herpotrichiellaceae.